Messenger RNA from Acanthosepion pharaonis, 1224 nucleotides. Lineage: Eukaryota; Metazoa; Mollusca; Cephalopoda; Sepiida; Sepiidae. The record is from the annotation of a GenBank genome assembly.
AUGCCUCAAGCAUCCCACAAACGGAAAUGUCGAGGAAGUGGACAAUUUCUGUUACUAUACGAUUGCGCACGUGGUAGAGCUCGUCUUCAUCCAUCUUUACUUUCCUCUUCCAGUCUUCGUUUCUGCUCCUAUUUCUUCUGCAUUUUCAGUUCUUAUUUCUCUCUCUAUUCUCCAACCAUAACUUCUCAUAAUCUUUCUUUGCUGCUUCUCUUACGCCAACAUUUUCCACCAUUAUGGCCUAACCCAACACACUUUUCUCCUUUACUUCCCCUUCUUCUUUUCCUCCUCCUCCUCCUUCUCCUCAUCCUCAGCAUCAUCAUCAUCAACAUCCCAUAUCUUCACGUCUUUUCCCCUCUUCAGUUUUUUCCCUUUCUCCUCUUCCUCCCCCAUUUCUUCCAUUCGUUUCCUCAUCUCACACGUCUCCUAAUCUACUUUUUCUCCUCUUCUUCUUCUUAUGAUUUCCAGUCAUUUUCUUCUUCUUCUUCUUCUUCUUCUUCUUCUUCUUCUUCUUCUUUCUUUCCCCCUCUUCGUUUCCUUCUUCUAUCUUCUUUUCCUCCUCUUAUAUCAUCCUUCAUCAUCAUCAUCAUCAUCAUCAUCAUCAUCUUAUUCCAGUCUUUUCAUUUUCUCCCUUAUUUCUUCCAUUCUUUUCCUCAUCUUUCCCCUCUUAAUCUACUUUUUUCUCCUCUUCUUCCUCUUAUAAUUUCCAGUCAUUUUCUUCUUCUUCUUCUUCUUCUUCUUCUUCUUCUUCUUCUUCUUCUUCUUCUUCUUCUUCUUCUCAUCCUUCCAUAUCUUCAUGUCUUAUUCCCUCUUCAUUUUCUCUUAUCUUGCAAUACACUUUUUAUCUUCUUUCCCCUCCUAUACCUUUCAAACAUAUUCUCCUCCUCUUCCUCCUCCUCCUCCUCAUCAUCAUCAUCAUUAUCCUCCUCCCAUAUCUCCCAGUCUAUUUCCCCUCCCCGCUUCCCUUAUCUUCCAAUACACUUUUCUCCUCUUUCUUUCUACACGUCUGCCAUUUGUUUCCUCAUCUGUCACUUCUUCCAAUCUUCUUUUUUCUUCUUUCUCUUCAUAUAUAUUUCAAUCAUUUUUCUCCUACUCCUUGUUCCCCUCUCCCCCUCUUCCUCCUCCUCCUCCCAUAUUUUUCAAUCUUCUUUUCCCUUCCUGCGUUUCCCUUAUCUUCCAAUACACUUUUCUCCACUUCUUCCAUUUUUUUCCAUUCGUUUUCCUUGA